Molecule: messenger RNA, 2927 nt
Organism: Poecilia latipinna (sailfin molly)
Lineage: Eukaryota; Metazoa; Chordata; Actinopteri; Cyprinodontiformes; Poeciliidae
Gene: pex11b
Product: peroxisomal biogenesis factor 11 beta
Exons: 4
Coding region: 177-968 (263 amino acids)
Biological process (GO): peroxisome fission
Cellular component (GO): peroxisomal membrane
Source: RefSeq, a predicted model, not a curated record
GUCUACUACCGGAAAUUCAGAAAACGUUUCAACGGAGUGUUUUCAGCGUGCAGACUUAAGAGAGAGGGCUCUAAGCCUGCCAUUACUGGUCAGGACUAAAAGGACAAGUAGCAUUAACUGCUCCGUAGGUUUACAGCCAGCCAAGUAGUCCUAGGCCCGGAACACCAUCAUCCAAGAUGGACUCCUGGGUUCGGUUCAAUACCCAGAGUCAGGGCAAGGAGAGAGUUUUGAGGGCUGCACAGUAUGCUUGCAUGUUGUUGGGCUACACUCUGCACAAAAGCAGUGUAGCCACUGACCUCCAAAGAACUAUCAGUGAACUGGAAGCACAUAUGAGCCUGACAAGAAAGUUGCUGCGUCUGGGGAACUCUGUGGAGGCUCUGCAGGCAGCCAAGACGACCAUUCACCUUUCUGACAGUGUUCUGAGGCUGUGCCUUACCAUUGGUCAUCUGAACAGAGCCAUGUACUUUGCUUGUGAUAAUGUUGUGUGGGCAGGGAAAAUUGGCAUAAUUUCCAAACUUGAUCAACAGAAAUGGAGUCAUAGAUCUUUCAGGUACUACCUAUUUGCUCUGAUUCUCAAUGUCACUCGAGAUGUGUAUGAACUCUGCCUGCUCCUGGACUGCGAGGAUUGUUACAGAAGUACCAAAUCACCAUUGUCUACUAGUCCCAGCAGUGCCAUCCUUGCUGACCAACUGUCUUCAUCAUCAUCAUCUUCUUCCAUUCCAGUCACUCCGACUCCUGCUGUCAUGUGGGUCUGGCUCCGCAAACGCAUCCAUCAAAUAGGAACUGUCCUGUACAACAACCCACCACUCCUGUUGGACCUGCUGAAGAAUGGCUGUGAUAUUUUUAUUCCACUGGAUAAGCUGGGGAUUUAUCAAACUGGCCCAGGGUUUGUUGGGACUUGUGGGUUGCUGUCAUCAGUCCUCUCUAUUGUCACCAUGCUCCACCCAUGGCUGAAACUCAAGCCAUGAACCCAGAUAAACCAUACACAAUGGGUCAUCGCACCAAAUUCUGUGAAAGAAAGGGUGUCCUGCCAUCUCUGUUUGAUGUUACGGUUCCAUCCACCAGUAGGUGGUUUGUCAUUCCAAACAAAACAUUUUCUUGCUCCACCUGGGGCCAAAUAUAUUAAAAAAGAUACCAACAAAUGCAUGUCACUAAAACUGUGCGCACACUACAGAAAUGUUUGACAGUUUAAAUGUUAAUUUUUUAUUGGUUCAUUGGUUUAUUUGUUUUAUUGGAAAAUAUAAUUUUUUUUUACUAAAACUCAUAAUAUCAUAAAGAUAAUUAAAAAUAGUUUCCAAACAUACAGAAAUCGCAUAGCAGGAGUUAGUUUUUCUGUCUACAGACCAGUUAUUAAUCUCACUGGACAAUGUGACUUUCUCUUUAAAAUGUACUGAAAAAGGUGGAUGGCUUUGUUGGAAAUUUAGUUUAGCAUCUGACCCCUGUUGUUGCAGUCUAAAUUUCAGUUUUUCAAAUAAUUAUCAGGUACUAAUAUCCAAGAAAUAUGUUAUUUCACACUCGUUUGAUACACCAUGACUUUUAACUCAUCAGUGUGCAACUCGAGUAUGUUAACAAGAUGCAGUGUCUAUUAUUUCUCUACCUUGUGGUGUGAAAAACCACAAUGAUAUGUUAUGUUAUCAUAUAAAGUACCCACCCUCCCCUUAUGUUUUUUUCCAGGGGUUAGUUUGUCAAUAAGGGAAAAAAAAAAAAAUCGGGACUAAAAUUUGUUCAGAAAAAAGUAAAAGAUUUUCAAACUUACAUCCCGGUGUUGGACUCAGGGGAUUCGACCUAAUGACCUCAGUAAAUACUUAACUUUACUGUGAUUACAGGUAUUAAUUUGUUCAGACAAUGUUAAAUCUUUCCUUUUUAUUUCGUGUUAGACAUGAGCCAUCUUGGUUGGAAAAUUUCCCACCCAGACUAUAUCUUUCAGUAAAGGAAACAAAGACGUGGCUCCAGAAGAAACAUAUCAAGGUCAUGGAAUGGAAUGGCCAUGAUAUGUUUCCUGACCUCAAUCCCAUUGAAAAUCUAUGGAGAGAGCUAAAGCUUCAGGUUUACAAACGCAAGCCUAAAAUUAAGAAUUUGGAGAUGGGCCAAAAUUACUCCUUAUAGGUGUGCACACCUUAUUAAAAAAACAAAAACUACUGCUUUCCAACAAGGGUUUUGCCACCAAAUAUUAAAUGUUUCACUGGGGGUGUCAAAUACUUAUUUCCUUCAAUAGAAUUCAAUUUCUCAUUUUAUGUAAUUUUCUGUUUUUCUUUUGAUACUCUGUGUCACUGUGAAAAUAAAGCUGGCAUAAAAUUCUGAGAUGUUUCAUUUUUUGUAUACAUUUUUUUGAAGUCAGUGGGGGAUCAAAUACUUAUUUCCUCCACUGUAAGUAAACAUACAAAAAGGUUGAACAUUUGUCCAACCUCUUUGUAAGGUCAAGAAUAUUUUUAUGCAUUUUCAUCAGACUUUAUAACUUUUGCCUGAACUGAUAUAUUCUCCCAGAUGAAUCCUAAGUUAGUAUAUGUAACUGGAGCACAACACAAUGUUACAUUUCUGACAAUGGAAGGCUGACAAUUUGGACGGGAUCAACAGGAAGAGUGAGGUCGUUGGGGAGGAGUAAAGAGGCAAAAUAGGAAGAGGCAGAGGAGGAGAUGCCAAUUUCCAUCACGCCAUCAUAUGGUAGUUUGUAAUGUAAAGGUUUGUGUCCCACAACAGGAUGCCGGUGGAGUUUCUAUCACUUUACUCUUCAUUUCUCAACCCCAAUGAGGAAUAUUUUAGAUUUUUUCUCAGCAUGUGGAGAUGGAAAUAUGGAGACACACCGCAGUUCCCACAGCACUGCAUGUACAAUUUUCCUUAAAAUCUUAUAUUCCCAUUUUUACUUCUUUGUGCUCUUUUUUUUUUCCUUCUAUCAAUGAUCUGUCAAUAAAUUACUGAACAAAGUAAAA